Messenger RNA from Musca vetustissima, 1130 nucleotides. RefSeq names its product secernin-2. The transcript is spliced from 4 exons. The coding region runs from base 43 to 1125 and encodes 360 amino acids. The record is from RefSeq and is a predicted model, not a curated record. Lineage: Eukaryota; Metazoa; Arthropoda; Insecta; Diptera; Muscidae. Gene Ontology annotation, molecular function: dipeptidase activity; cysteine-type exopeptidase activity. Gene Ontology annotation, biological process: proteolysis.
UUUUGACUUUGGAGGAGGAAGUAAUUGACGUUGGUUGCUACAAUGAGUGAUAGCACUCAGGGUAAUUGUUUUGUGGCCAUGCCACCAAACACUGCCUCGGAUACUGUCAUCAUUGGGCGUAAUUCGGAGAAUCCCAGCCUGGUGGGUGUGGCCCAAGAGGUGGCCUACUAUGAGCCAGCGGAAUCUUUGGAGGGCAAGCGCCACUAUUUACCCGAUUGCCAAACGCCCUUACGUGUCGUUCUCCAAAAACCCCGUCCCGGUGUCUGGGGUGGCGAUUGCGGCUCCAAUGAACGUAGCGUUAGCAUUGCCAUAACCUGGGCCAAUGAAAUCAAGGGCGAGGUAACCGUCUACGAUGUCAUCCGUUUGGCUUUGGCCUCCUCGGAAACGGCCGAUGAUGCUUUCGAUUGCAUCCUGGAAUUGAUUACCCGUUACGGCGAUGAUGAUGCCAAGUUUAGUUUGAUUGUUGGUGAUCCCACCAAGGUAUGGAUUAUUAGCUGUGCUGGGAAAAAUUGGGCUGGUCAGCAAAUUUUGAAGGGUGUCCAUCAUUUGCCCAACGAUGGUAUGGCUGUCGGCAAGGAUUUCGAGAAAUCGAAUGAGGAUCUUGGUGAAUCGUUGCGCAAGCGGGCCCGCUGGGAUGGUGAGGGUGAAAUCGAUUUUGCUGCCGCAUUUGAUAGCACCCCAACAGCCUCUACGGAAUGGUGUGGCGAUAAACCACCCGACGAUGGUACAUUUACGGUAACGGAUAUGUUUGAAACGUUGAGAUCGGCUGCUAAGGAAGAAUCAUCACGCUCGGCAUCGGUAUUUGUUCUGUCGAAAAAUGGCAUCUCCUCGCAUUGGUUUACGGCUACACCGAAUACUAGUGAAUCUGUGUUUAAACCAUUUGUAUUUGCACCCAAACCGAAAAUAUCGCCAUUAACUAAGGCCCCACCUGAUGGUGGGAACAUUACAUUGCUACACAAAUUGCAUGGACAACGUAAGGUAUCGGCAUUGGAACAUUUGAAGGCAUUGGAAGCGGCAUGUGUUGAAGAGGUUACGGCUUAUUUGAAGGAACAUCCCGUGGUUACUGAGGAAUUGGAUGAGCUGAUGAAAGAUUGUGUUGAGGCUGAGGUGAAAUUUUAUCGUUAGAAUUU